GUCUCCUGAGACUUAAACUGGGCUGGUGCAGAGCAGCCACCCCUUGCUGUCAAUGACGUUCUGUGAGGACGUUUUGAGCCUCCGCACUUCCUGACAUGGGCUUAUUUUAUCAUACGUGUUCCGUGUCUUUCUUGGCUGCUUGCAGGUUUCACUGGAAACACCAGCCUCAGGGAUGCCAAUCUGAUGUGGUAGAGAAAAGCAAGAGAAGGAGGAACACAAGGAUGAGGUUGGAGCAGUCCUUGCCUCUCCUGGGACUCCUGCUGUGUGUGGUCGGCACCGCAGCUCAGGAGGAAUUCCUGGUGGAGAUUUCCGGAACCACGGUGACAAUCACAUGUCCCUUGACCGCAGACAGCAUAACCUGGAAGUUAACAGGGAUGACAGAAGUCAUCCAUGAGAGGAAGUACGUUAUAGAGAAUCACGACAGCUCUCCUACCAACGUGAGUUGUUCGACAGAGGGAAAGAAGUAUGAAAUGUACCUGAAUGCCAGAGUGUGCACAAACUGUGAGGAGCUGGAUGCCUUGGCUGUGACAGGGAUCAUCACUGCGGACCUUCUCAUUACCUUUGGGGUGCUGAUUCUGGUCUAUUACUUCAGCAAAGACAGGAAGGGGAGAGCAAGCGCUGGCGCUGGCAGUCGGCCACGAGGUCAGAAGAUGCAGCGUCCUCCCCCUGUUCCAAACCCGGACUAUGAGCCCAUCCGGAAAGGCCAGAGGGAAGUGUAUGCAGGCCUGGAAUCCAGGGGCUUCUGAAAUUCCCACGGAUGACAGGCUGGAAAACAGCAGCAGAAGGGCUAAGCACUUCUGCCCAGCUCGGUACUGGUUCUCUGCAGGCCUGCUGAGGUCCAGGUGUUUUGGGGUAAGCCAGGUGCCUACACAGGACAGGCACCCUGCUGCCAUCCGCUGUCCCAUCCUGCUGUGUUCCUUCAGCCUUCAGUUUGACAUUAGGGAAAAGAAACAAAUGAGCACGUUGGCAAGAGAAAUAUUCCUUCUCAUUAAAGGACUGCAGCCUCA
Molecule: messenger RNA, 1007 nt
Organism: Aquila chrysaetos chrysaetos
Lineage: Eukaryota; Metazoa; Chordata; Aves; Accipitriformes; Accipitridae
Gene: CD3E
Product: CD3e molecule
Exons: 7
Coding region: 96-746 (216 amino acids)
Biological process (GO): positive thymic T cell selection; cell surface receptor signaling pathway
Cellular component (GO): external side of plasma membrane; alpha-beta T cell receptor complex; membrane
Molecular function (GO): transmembrane signaling receptor activity
Source: RefSeq, a predicted model, not a curated record